Messenger RNA from Botrytis byssoidea, 2545 nucleotides. RefSeq lists its product as uncharacterized. The record is from RefSeq and is a predicted model, not a curated record. Lineage: Eukaryota; Fungi; Ascomycota; Leotiomycetes; Helotiales; Sclerotiniaceae. Gene Ontology annotation, biological process: translational initiation. Gene Ontology annotation, cellular component: cytosol. The transcript is spliced from 5 exons. Gene Ontology annotation, molecular function: protein-folding chaperone binding. Bases 1096 to 2235 code for a protein of 379 amino acids.
AGGUUAGUAUCUCGAAUUGGUUUUAUACACAAAUGUUGUUACAUUUCAUUGUUUCCUCGAAUAGAUCCAGAUCCCUUUCCCUUUAGUCUCUCUCGUACAAAGAAUCUCGCUAUUUGAUCAAUUGAUUAAUACAUCCAUACCAUCAAUGGUCACAAUGGGAGAAGGUUCUCGAAGCUUCCAUCACUAUCGAUGCAUCCCCUGUCUGAUGGAACACCCAAAUUCCCCACUGUUAACAACGUCACCACCCAAUCUCUGAAUGGCGGGGAGGGAAAGAUGGAAGAUUCUUGAUUCUGUUGGUGGAUGAGGGAUGUUGAUGGAAGGGAAGAUAGAUAUACCAGCUGGAGGUCCUUUGCGCGGAGGAGGUAUGGACUGUAGAUCAAUAGUAAACUUUUAAAGCUUCCAACACUCAUUCACACCCUUUGAUAUCUACACACACACAUACAUUCAAAGUUAAUCAAGACUGGUUAACGUUAGCCAAUUAAUUAUAACAAUUCAAUCUCUCAUCUCAACUCAAUUCCAUUUGAAUACCAAGUACGUAGGUACAUACUUACUUGACAAGAACAAGAAGAACAACAACAACAACAACACCAACAACAAAGGAUUACAAUUCCAUUCUACAUAUCCUCUUCUUCCGACAACACGAAAAAAGAUAGAGCUAUCUAGGCAAAAGACAACAAGGAGGACGGACUCAUACCCAGACUAGCCAACAAAUUAAGGAGGGGGGUGUGAAUACAACUCAUAGCUCACAAUCACAAUCACAGUCACAAUCACAAUCAGAAUCACAAUCACGAGAUCUUUGGAAGAAUCUUAUUAAAGUGACUCGCCAGCCACCACUAGGAAAAACAGCACAUAAAUAUCCAACACACAACAUUCCUUCGAAUCCUUUGAGAGUGGACGACCGUUUUAAAGCCUUCCUACAACCAAUUUGCAACUCAUAGUCGAUAGUCAACAUUUUCAUUGGACCAGAAUUUGCAGUUUGUUGUUGAUCUUUGAAGUUGUGCUCAGCUCAUCUAACAACUUCACGACUUUUUGCUUCCCUUCUCAAACCAUACUUCGACAGCAACAUACACAACAUACAUUCGAAGAGUAGCAAGCAUGGUAGCAGAAACAAAACUUUACGAUGCAUUAGGCAUCACGCCUUCUGCCAAUCAACAAGAAAUUAAAAAAGCAUAUCGUGCAAUGGCCCUAAAGCAUCAUCCUGACAAAAACAAAGAUAAGCCCGACUCGGCUGAAAAAUUCAAAGAAGUAUCCCAAGCCUACGAGAUUCUCUCGGAUCCCGAAAAGCGCAAAACUUACGACCAAUAUGGAUUAGAAUUUAUGCUUCGCGGUGGUCCCCCACCACCCGAGCCUGGUACCAGCGGCGGAAACCCAUAUGCAAGCGCAGGAGGCAUGCCUGGCGGUUUUGAAAGCUUUAGUUCCUCUGGUGGCAUGCCCAGAGGAAAGACAUUCCACUAUGACUUCAGUAGCGCGGGCGGGCCAGGUGGUGGAGGAUUUAGUUUCAGCAAUCCAGAAUCGAUUUUCAGUGAAUUUUUGAGAGGUCAAGGAGCGGGAGGUGGUGCGGAUGGAAUGGACGAUAUUUUCGCAAGUAUGGGAGGAGGAAUGCCACGCUCUAGUCCUGGAGGAGCAGGCGGACGAUCUAGACCUGCACGCUCGGCAUUCCAAGGUGCGGAACCAGCUAGACCGAGGGCGGAGACUCCUGAGGUGACGACGGUGGAAAAACCUCUAGCGUUGAGUCUGGAAGAAUUGUUCAAGGGUUGUCAUAAGAAGAUGAAGAUUAAGCGGAAGACUUUCGACCCGGAAACAGGCAAGAGACAAACCACCGAUCGCAUUCUAGAGAUGGAUAUCAAACCCGGAUUGAAGAAGGGAAGUAAGAUUAAGUUCAAGGGUGUGGGUGACCAAGAGGAGGGAGGACAGCAAGAUUUACAUUUUGUUAUUGAAGAGAAAAAACAUCCCUACCUAACUCGCGACGGUGACGACCUAAUCAUGACCGUCGACCUUGAUCUUAAAGAAGCCCUAACAGGCUGGAAUCGCACCGUCACAACCAUCGAUGGUAAAAACAUCUCUCUCGACAAAGGAGGACCCACUCAACCCGGCUCCUCAGAUUCAUAUCCCGAUUUGGGCAUGCCCCUGAGCAAGCAACCAGGCACGAGGGGUAGCUUUAUCGUGAAGUAUAAUGUGAAGUUCCCGACGAGUUUGACGGUGGAGCAAAAGCGGGCUUUGAAAGAUAUUUUGUAGGCGGAUUUUGCGUUGCUUUUUGGGGGGUUUCGGCGUAUGGGGAGGGAUUUCCUAUUGUUUAUAUUAGCUAGCGGAACUGGAGUGAGAGCGGGAUAUAGCAAGCGUGCAUGAUUUGGACUGAGGUUCCAAGUGUCUUGGGAUGCACGGAUGGAUGGAAAGAAGAGAAACAUACUUCCUUGAUUAGGUUGAAUGUUAUAUGAGAAAUGAGGAAUGAAAUGACGAUUCAUAAUAAAUACAAAUGCUAUUUAGCACUCCACAAUAUAUACUUUCACAUCAGCCAAGGAAACCGUAGGCACAGAUAUUUUAACAU